AUGGGGCGAGAGCAAGUGGCGUUCCCCGAGGACGCCGCCGCUGGCGCUGCCGUUGCCGCUGCUGCUGCUGCUGCUGCUGCUGCUGCUGCUGCUGAUCCUGAGCCUCCGGCCCUCCAAGUGGAAGCAGCGAGCAGCAGCAGCAGAGCCAAGGCGGAGGAGGAAGCAGUUCUUGGCUUUUAUCCUUUUCGAAGGCCUCUUCGCUCCGCAAAGGCGAAGUUCCCGCGGGUGGCGCAGCUGAACCUGCUGCUGGUCUUGCCGGUGCUGCUGGCCGCGCUGCUGGCGCUGUGGCGGCUAGCAGCCUCCGUGCGGGGCGCCCCCGCCGCCGCAGCAGCAGCAGCAGCAGCAGCAGCAGCAGAGCCCGAGCUGCUGCAGCCAGCUGCGCAAAGCCCCCCAGAACUGGGACUCCAGCUGGACCCCGACAGCCUCAGCAGCUACGAACAGCAGUACCUCAAAAGCGCUGCGGACUUCUCCAGAAUUUGGAAUUCAACUUCGCUCGCAGUGCGGAAGGGCUUUGCUGCGCACUUCACGCCGCGGGGCCCGGGCGAAGAGCCCAAGGGGCCGGGCUCGCACUUGUACAACGAAAACGUGCGCGAAAUGGAGGAGUUCAUGCAGCUUUCUCCGCCGGAAAAAGCGGAUCGCCGCAAAGCUUACGCGCUGCACUUGAUUGCGCUGACUGCUGCGUUCAAAGGAGCGGCAGAGUGCCUCGAAAUGCUCAAAAAAAUGGAAAAAAUCCACCAAGAAACCCUCGCGCCGGUGCCGCUGCUGGGCAUUCAAGAAGGCGUGCAACUCCCCGCCGCGGGGGCCCUCGAGCACUUCGCGGGGCCCCUCGCGAGCGAAAAAGAACUUCUCGAAAUAAUGCCUGGCAGCUUUGAACCCGGGGAAGAGAAAAAAGUGCCGCAGCAGCUGCUGCAGCGCGUGCAGGGUUUGCUGCAGCUCGAGCAGGUGGAGCAGCAGGGCUUCCACGCCAUUCACGAACAGUUCAAGCCGCUUCUGAGGGCCCUCGGGUUCACUUCGCAUCAUUUGACCUUCUUGGACUUCCAAAAAAUGGAGUCUUUUUGGUUUCCUUAUCCCCGAAACGUCUUCAACAGCGGGCGCUUCUUCAUGGAGUACCAGAGGCGAGCUGAACAGACAGACGAGCCCGAGAAGCGCUACCAGGAAACUCUUCACUCCAUUUCCCACUCCUGGAAAGAUGCAAAAGAGCUUUUAAAAGUCAUUGAAACGAUGCAAAACAACGCAGAGAGGGCGGUGGCCGCGGCGCUCCGCUGGAAGUGCCUCUUCGCCUUCGAGAUCGAAGAACAGCAGGGGCUCAUCAACUUCGCCGAUCCCAUGCUUUUGGGGGUCUUUUUGCUUUGA
Molecule: messenger RNA, 1353 nt
Organism: Eimeria necatrix
Lineage: Eukaryota; Apicomplexa; Conoidasida; Eucoccidiorida; Eimeriidae
Exons: 1
Coding region: 1-1353 (450 amino acids)
Source: RefSeq, a predicted model, not a curated record